AUGGGCGCUGCGGGCGUGGCCGGCAGGAGCGCACCCAACUGGGCGCCGGAGCAAGGGGAGGGGGGUGCCAGUGGCCAGGGGCGGCCGGAGUCAGGCGCGGCGAAGGCCAGCGGGCGCGGGACGCGGCCGGUGCGGCGCAUCCGCGGCGGCGCGGGCGGCACCGGAGCGGGGCACGGGGAGCGGCGGCCGGUGGCGGCCAACGGCGGGCGGGCCCGGCGCAGAGAGCUCGCACGGGAGCGGCCUGGGGGCGAGGGUGGCCACAGGCAGGCGUGGCAGUGCGCGCGCGUGCGGGCGGGAGAGACGGGGCGCGGGGGCGCGGCCAUGUGCGCGUUCAGGGGCGCCGGGGCGCGGGUGAGGACGGCGUCGUGGCGUCCGCGAGCGGCGUGCGGUCGCCACGGCGGGCGGCAAGACACAAAUAUCCAUCUCUACAAACAUUGA
Messenger RNA from Aegilops tauschii subsp. strangulata, 438 nucleotides. Lineage: Eukaryota; Viridiplantae; Streptophyta; Magnoliopsida; Poales; Poaceae. The record is from RefSeq and is a predicted model, not a curated record.